Aspergillus caelatus is the source of this 906-nucleotide messenger RNA. RefSeq names its product putative DNA repair protein Dds20/Mei5. The transcript is spliced from 2 exons. The record is from RefSeq and is a predicted model, not a curated record. Gene Ontology annotation, biological process: DNA recombination. Bases 53 to 844 code for a protein of 263 amino acids. NCBI's taxonomy places the organism in Eukaryota, Fungi, Ascomycota, Eurotiomycetes, Eurotiales, Aspergillaceae.
AAACGCUUCGAUACAAUGUAAUCACUUCAAGUAUUGCUAGACAUUCGAAAAAAUGUCUUCCGCCAACCUCAAUAGAAAGCGCCGUCGUGUUGAAAGUGCAGCUUCGGCGCUUUCCAAACCUUUCAAGUCUCCCCUCCGCCGACCACCGCAAGUCUCGGAGACCAAGCACGAGGCAUUAUCCAAAGAAGAAAGUAAUGUUGACAUCAAUGAUGCGCACACACCACCUGCGACCUCAUCUUCCCCGUCGUCUACUCGUCCCUCGAGCUUGGAGCCACACAGGAGAAAAGCGCAAAUAAACCAUCUAGCUUCAUCUAAAAAACCAGUAUUUUCUGACCCAGUCAUUCUUGAUCUUCAGAAGCAAGAAAGGGCGCUGCAGUCACGACUUGCUAUCCUGCGAUCUGAACUUGACACUGCACAACAAGCUCUUCAGCUCGAGUCCUCGACCAAAGAUGCAGACCUCCAAUCGCUAAUUAUGAAGUGGAGAUCUGUCAGUCAGAACGCAGCCGAAGAAGUUUUCUCUGGAGCUCAGGAACGUGUGGCGCGGAUGGGGGGUAUGAAGGCAUGGAGGGAGCGAAUGAAAAAUAACAAUACGCAGUGGGAGCAAGAGGAGAUGGAGCCCUGGUAUGGCAACGCAGAGGCUGAAAGGGUUGAUGUGGAUGAAGAUGAGUUGGAGGCUCGGAAGGCUGAGAUGCUAAGGGGUUGCAAGAAGAGGCACGAUGAGGGGCAGGAAGACGAAGAGGUUGAAGAAGAAGAAUUCACCAUGGACUUCAUGUUGAAGACGUUGAAUAUUGACCUUAAGGUCAUCGGAUAUGAUAAAGCUCAUCAAAGAUGGAUUAAGGAAUAGUCUCCAACUCUUGCAUACACUGUUCUGACUUUCAGCUAUGAAAUAAAUAUGCAUGAUCUUCG